Molecule: messenger RNA, 486 nt
Organism: Nematolebias whitei (Rio pearlfish)
Lineage: Eukaryota; Metazoa; Chordata; Actinopteri; Cyprinodontiformes; Rivulidae
Product: protein FAM107B-like
Exons: 6
Coding region: 1-486 (161 amino acids)
Source: RefSeq, a predicted model, not a curated record
AUGGUCACCUCAAAGGAACCUCCUGUUAAAGCAACGCGUCUUUACCAGAGCACGCAGGUGUCACAAAAAACGAGCAUCAAAAACAAAACAGACAGAAGUCACUGCUGGAUGGACUCGCCUCGGCAGGUGACUGAAAACCAACAGGAGGAAGAUGAGCUCAUCAAACCACAAAAGCUGAUGAAUCCCGUGCAGGCGUCGCUCCAACGCAGAGCUCUUCAUCAGGAGCUGCUUUUCUGUCACAGACGAGGUGUGCUGCCAGGGAGAAAGCCCGAGUUGCAACGUGUGCUUGAGAACAAAAAGAUGGAGCAGCUGAAGAAAAGAGAACUGCAGCCUCCCUCUGACUUGGAGGUGAAACUGCGCAGAAGACAGGAGAAUACAACUUACUACGAGCUGGAGGAGGAGAAGCGGAGGGAAAGUCUGAAGAAUCUGCCGGAGUUUGUUCGGGUGAGACGAACCCUGAAGCACAUCCCAGCGUUUUCCAAAUAA